UAACGAGUGAUUAUUCUUACGUCACACUCGUAGACAAUAUUAUACAUUAUGUUCGCUUCCUAGUUCCUAGAUUUGUCAAGAACAAAUUCUAUUACCUCAUUUAGCUAAAACACAAACGUCACUUUGUCUCACUGCACGCAGAAAGCUCGACGCAACUACAUCCGUUUGUGUUGUAAUUUACCAAACAUGAUUUGAAACAAGCCUUGUCAUCUAUACGAUCAAUAGAGUUGACUGCCCCUCCUCUGUCUAAGUUUUGUUGUGUUAAAGAAUGCGUCACAAGCCGAAACUGAUCAAGAUGCCAAUUCAAGUAACCAAUUCUGUUGCAAGUGAAAUAACACCUGCAUCCAAGCCCAAAUUCAAUCAAAAGAAAAUUGAAAAAGUAAUACAAAACGGGCAAAGCAAUAAUUGUAAAUCGAAGAAACAGCUUAAAAAGUCUGCAACUAUGGACGCCCAUUCCAUUGUGAUAUGGAAACAUCCCAUUUUAACAUUAGAUUAUUUCUUUAAAGAAGUUGUAUAUUUAGCCAAGUCUUUUGUAAAAAAAUUAAUUUGUUAUAAACUCUAUGUACUUUUAGUUCUAUUAGUUAUAUCUGCUCCAAUUAUUUUAUCAUAUAUUGACGGACCUCAUUUACCAAUGUUACUAUGGGCAAAAUCAAGAACAUCCUGGUGUUUAUAUUGGUUAGGUCUGGGUGUCCUAUCAUCUGUUGGAUUUGGUACCGGCUUACACACAUUCCUUCUUUAUUUGGGUCCACACAUCACUUCUGUCACAUUAGCCGCGUACGAAUGUGGUGGGCUUAAUUUUCCAGAACCACCUUAUCCAGAUCAAAUCAUUUGCCCCGAUGAAAUUGAUUCUGCUUGGACAGCCAGCUUAUGGAACAUCAUGUCUAAAGUACGCGUGGAAGCCAUGAUGUGGGGAGCUGGAACUGCUCUAGGAGAGUUACCUCCUUAUUUUAUGGCGAGAGCAGCACGACUUUCAGGUCGACCUCCUGAUGAAGACAAAGAAGAUUUGAUUGAAUUUGAAGAGUUGUUGAAAAAAGAAAAACACCCAGAAACUAUGACAUUAGUUGAUAAGUCAAAAUUAUUUGUUGAGAGACUAGUGAAGAAAGUUGGCUUCUUUGGAAUAUUAGCAUGUGCAUCUAUACCUAACCCGUUAUUUGAUCUUGCCGGCAUUACAUGUGGCCAUUUCUUAAUACCCUUUUGGACAUUUUUCGGCGCAACUCUAUUGGGCAAAGCAGCAAUUAAAAUGAGCAUACAAGUGUUAUUUGUGGUUAUUGCUUUCAAUGAAACAUUAAUCGAGAAAGUUCUUGAGGUUGUUGGGAAAAUUCCAGGAAUCGGGAAGAACUUACAAGCUCCCAUUACAAAAUUUUUAGAAAAUCAAAAACAACGGUUACAUCUUAAAAAAGAUUCCAAGGGCACAAAUAUGGUAGUGAGAUUGUUUGACGUUUUUGUAAUUUCAAUGGUGAUGUAUUUUAUUGUAUCGUUAGUUAACUCUUUAGCACAGAAUUAUUAUAAGCGCAAUAAUAAGACUACAAAAAAAAUGUCCAAAGACUGACAUUCGGUUGUCAACCAUUCGAAAUUACGUUAUCGUAAGUCCAAACGGCAUUGAAAUAAUUAUGAUUAUAAUUAUUAUAUUUUAUUACUACUACAUUUUUCUUGUAAUUAAUAUAAAAAAUUCUUGUUUCUCUGAUAUCUUAAAUAAGUUCAUACUUUGUAUAUUAUAUAAAACAAAUUAAUAAAUAUUACAGGGACUUAAUUUUUUAAUUUUUAAUAUGCUAAGGGGUGCAUAUUAAGUAAACCGCUCAAUAAGUCUACUCUUUCAAGUGUACUGUUUUAUUGUAAUUCAUACAGAAAUUCAGAGAUGCACGUAUAAACAUAUAGUUACAUUAUAAAUUACAUUUUUCAUUCUGUUUAGUGCCCAAACACGUCCUAUUAUUCGUUUGCUAAGUACCUAUUUGUAAAAUCAUAAUCAUUAGGCUGCUAAAAAAGUUGAUGAUGUAUACAUAUUUAAAUUUAGAGCAUAAUCUGUUAUGAACCAAGUGUUACCAUAAUAUAUUGUUUAGUACUAGGUAUAAUGUUUAUCUACCUAUUAGUCUAGACCACAACUUUUCGUAAAAUUAUUAUUCGCUUUACUAUAAAUUUAACUAUUUCAAUUUUUUGUCCUCUCAUUCUUGAGUCUUAACCAAAUUUAUUAUUGUUGUUUAAGUGAUGCUACCCACCCGUAAAUUUUAGUGUAAAACUGGGUCUGCGUGAAUCAAUACUGUAGAGGCUGUGUAGUACUAGAAUUACUAAAUUUUCAUAAAACAAAUAGAGGUGAAUAUUAUCUGUUCUUAAACGUGCAAAUUUUUCGAUAGGUGGAAUAUUUUUUUAUUCUGUGAAUGUUUAAAAGUAUAGGUUAAAAAUUAGUGAAUUGAAUAGUCAAAAAAUUUAGAAACGCUUAAGCACAAAUAAUGUUUUCCUCUAGGUACUACGAACAAUUUGGUGAUUUUACAACAAUUACAUGUCAGUAAACACUAUGGUUUUGAUUUGCGCCAAUCUUAUUUAAUGAAAGAUAAUUAUAAUUUUGUCUAUAAAAAUGUCUGACAAAAAAAAAAAAUAAUAAUAAACCAAUAAAGAACUCUCAUUAUUGUAUUAAUAGGUAUAAUACACUUAUAGUUUAAGCUCUAAAUUAAGAUUUUGCGAAAAAUUGCCUAUACUUUACCUUAUAAAUGGGUGGGUAGCAACCUCUUAAUAUGAUCAUGACACAUAUAAAUGUUAUAAAUGACUCGAACCAUUGUAUGUUUAAGUUAGAUAAGCUUAAAAAAUGUAUAUUAUAUUAUUGUUUCUGGUUAAUUAAUCAAAAAAACGUUUGCCCAAUUUGUAUUGUUAUAUUUUUUGUUUGUUAAUUUUUUUUCAUAAUUCUUGUUUUAUGUACUACAAAAGUUUUUGUUUUUAUUAGUAUAUUAUAUUAUAUAGAACAUCAAACAUUGUAAAAUUUUGAUAAAUUAUCUUGUGAUUUAGUUGGUAUAAAUUAUGAUGGUAGUACUGUAAAAUAUAUAAUUUUAGUAGUAGAAGACUGCUGCCGUUCCUCAUCUGAAAUCUUGUUCAUUCCUGUUAAAAUAAAAUAAAAAACUUCUUUAUUUUUUUUUGUAACAUACACUUUUGGUGUUCAAUUACAUAUUACUUUUGCUUUGUGAAUAUUUUUAAUAACUUCUAUUUAUUGGAUGUAUUAGUAUACAUUGUUUCCUAAUUCUUAGACGUAUAGGUUAGAACUUAUAGUAUGCUUCUCGUUUAUAAUCAAGUUAGCUAAAUAAAUCCAUUGUAUUUUUUUCAGGGGGGGGAGGGAGUUACUGUAUUAUUAUCCAUUAGAAUUAUAUUAUGUUUGCGAGUAUUUGAUGUGAAGUCUUUAUUAUUCUAGUUUAGAAUUGAUUGUUUUAGUCAAGGCAUAUUCAAUUGCUUCCAAAAUACAUAAUUUACAUGUUUAGAUGGCAAUUGUAAUAAUUAAAUAAAUUUCUUAAUUGUGA
Adelges cooleyi (spruce gall adelgid) is the source of this 3497-nucleotide messenger RNA. RefSeq names its product vacuole membrane protein 1 (gene Tango5). The coding region runs from base 269 to 1549 and encodes 426 amino acids. The transcript has 9 exons. NCBI's taxonomy places the organism in Eukaryota, Metazoa, Arthropoda, Insecta, Hemiptera, Adelgidae. The record is from RefSeq and is a predicted model, not a curated record.